GCUAGAUACCAGAUUAUGAAUACCCUAAAUACCCGAAAUAAUCUUAGUAUUACUAAUAUCUAUAAACUUCCCUUAAAUUCGAAUAUUCUCGUAUAUAAUUGGGAUGGGCUAUAUAAGCUAGUAGCCAUUAAUGGGAAGAACUAUAUACUAGCUUUAUUAUAUAGUAAUACUACCUUUUACUUAAUCUCUAUAAAGCCCUUUUAU
Hyaloscypha bicolor E is the source of this 204-nucleotide messenger RNA. RefSeq lists its product as uncharacterized. NCBI's taxonomy places the organism in Eukaryota, Fungi, Ascomycota, Leotiomycetes, Helotiales, Hyaloscyphaceae. The transcript has 2 exons. The record is from RefSeq and is a predicted model, not a curated record. The annotation marks the transcript as partial.